UUGAGCCAGUGAGCCGCAAUCGCUUGAACCGCCAUAGCAACAACAACUUGACCAUUUUGUGAAAAAUACGAGCUUGAAAAUGGAGGUAGCUGGAAGGAAGGUCCCGUCUCCGAUUUUUGCAACAAAAGAUAACCCAGCAGCUGAUCCAAGACAAAUGAGACGGAUUAUAGCUGAAGACCCAGACUGGAGUCUGGCAACUGUUCCACUUCUAACAGAACUCUGUGUAAAACACAUUGUUGGAAACUUUGAAGACAACCCAAUUCUCGAUGACCUCCUUCCAAAGCACAAGUCAAAAGUGCUUGAUGCCCUGUCCACUGAAAUUGCUAUGAAAGUUACAGCUAAUCUGGUUUCUGAUGAGGGAUACUGGAAGAGGUGUUGUAAAACAAGAUGGGAAGUGUGUGAUAUCAAUGGGCAUGGGAACAGCUGGAAGAGAAUGUAUUUUGAAAGGAAUUUAGAAGGUAUUAUUGAAAAUUUUGUCCCAGAAACCACAGAUCCAACUCUAUUGAAUGAAACCCUAAAGCUGUCAGCUCCGUACGUGAGAGGGCUAAAUAUUAGACAGCUCUUACCUCCUGUGAAAGAAACUUUGAUCAAAGAUGAUGAUGCUUCUGAGACCGGCAGUGACGCAGGACAGGAUGGCCCAACCAUCGAUCAUUUUGACUUUGGUCUUAUCACUCCAGCACUUGUUCAUCUAGAAGAACUACACUUGACUUAUGGGGUUCGUGAUUGUGGGAUGAACUUUGAAUGGAAUUUAUUUCAGUUUACUGCUAGAGAUUGUCUUCUGCUGGCCAAGGCCGUCAAGGCUUGCCACACGUUAAAGGUAUUCCACCUUCACAGAAGCGGCGUGGAUGAUGAGAAAGUCCGAGUCCUAAUAAGUCAUGUACUGGACCAUCCGUCUCUUCUAACUUUAGAUCUUUCACAUAACAAGAUCAGUGACAAUGGAGCGAGAGCUGUUGGCAAAUUAUUGAACGGCCGAUGUAACCUUACGACUCUGAACCUUUGUGAUAAUAAGAUACGAUCAAACGGUGCUGCUGCUAUAGGACACGCCUUGGGUAAAAACAUCACACUCGCAUGCAUUAACCUCAGACUUAACAGACUUGGAGACGAUGGAGGCCAAGCAAUAUGUCGCUCAUUGUUAAAGAACAAGACUCUAACACAUGUACAUCUUGGCAGUAAUGAUCUUGGCGAGCCCACUGCUGCUAUUCUGUCACAGGUUUUAGCAUCCAACAAAACCUUGGUGGAUCUUAAUUUAUCAUGUAACACAAUCGGACCGGACGGUGGAAAGUCGUUGCAAGAAGGCAUGGAAGAAAACACUGCAAUAAGAGCCAUGGAUCUGAGGUUAACGGACGUCGGACAAGAAAACGAAUACUGUAUAAAUCAACUUUUGAAAAGAAACAGAGAGGAACAGUACAAACAGGGACAACUAAGCUAACUGGGAAAGUUUCUCUUAUAAAUAUGAACAAUUUAUUAGUCAACUUCUUCGCAGAAGAAAACCAUAGGCUUUUACAAGUGUUGUGACUCGUCUGAACCAGUGACAUUGUAAUUUAAGUUUAAAUUAAGUUUAAAUAUAUUUGCCAUAGAAUCCUGGCGUCCUUUUUACAAGAUUCUUAGCCCAGAAUCGACUUUAGUCAAACUAGUAUCCUCACUGUUUUCCAGACAUUAUAAGUUCUGCUUCAAUGUCAGCCGCGGAAAUCUAUUUUCAUUAAAUGGUGCGUUUAGCUGUGAAACCGACGCAGUCGUGAGUUGAUUUUUUUUUUUACGUUAGCGAGGGAUUACAUCAAAGUUAGUCCUUGAUCUUUAAUAUUUGAUGACAUUUAUCACCUUCAUUUUUUAAAAGUUGUUUAUAUCUAUUUCUUGCACAGUUUGACACGCUAAUCAGUGGGUCA
Messenger RNA from Orbicella faveolata, 1883 nucleotides. RefSeq names its product dynein regulatory complex subunit 5-like. Gene Ontology annotation, molecular function: protein binding. The record is from RefSeq and is a predicted model, not a curated record. NCBI's taxonomy places the organism in Eukaryota, Metazoa, Cnidaria, Anthozoa, Scleractinia, Merulinidae.